AUGAGCGGGGGUAGCAACGCCAACAACAAACAAGUGAUGAAGCAGGACAGUAAGGAUCGACCGCUGCUAAACACAUCACCAGCGGACUUGAGCGAUAGUGAGGGCGCGUGUUUUCUGUGCCUAGAAGGAGACCUCAGAGGUGACCCACUGGCCAAAUGCUGCACAAGGUAUUAUUCACUAGUAUACUUCACCUUGUUCAGAGUGAAAAUUUACUUAAGUACAUUUCCGUUUGGUCCCCAAAAUAAGAUAUUAUCUAUCAAUGUGAAGAAUGAUCUUCAGUUAAAUUUCUCAUGUUCCAACAACUACAACUUCCCAGUUGUACAACUAAUUCUUUCAACAUCAAAAUCUUGUUCCACUUCCACCACCACUUCUAGGUGCAACGCCCUCACCCACCAGCGAUGUUGGCACGAGUAUCGGUAUAAUCAGCGCGUGGCCAGUUUGAGGUCACGGAUGCUCAGAGAGUCGCUUCCCAGAAGUCAGAUGGUUUGCUCCAUAUGCAAGACUGGUGAAGCAAAGCUAGCAAGGGAAGAUGCGGGGCAACUCCGCAGUUGGAUGUUUCUAAGUGACGAAAGGGAUAGACAGCAAGAACUCCCAGAUUUCAACGAUGAGUCGCAGGAUUUGGUGGAUGUUGGAGGUACUAAUUAUUGUCAAAUGCCAUGAUCAAAUCCAAAUAUUGAAGAUGAAGUCGUCUCUAACUUACUCUAUCGACCUAUAUAAAAACUCUAUCGACCUAUAUAAAAACUCUAUUGACCAAAGGAAAAACCACCCAAUCUACUCAAAACAGCUUCGAUCUGCAAUUUCAAGCUCGUCCUGUGCAACUUACUUCUUCUCGUCGUCUGCGGAACUAUCACUGCGCUCAUCUUUGCCCACUCUCGCAAUGGCUACAGUGGAGAUUAUCUGAUGACGAGUGUCGUAGUCGCCUACGAGUCCAUCCUUGUGCAAGUAGUCGCCCUCUUUGUCUACACGCGGAGACGAGAAAGAUUGCAAGCGAUGCAACAAAGGAGAUUGCCUGGUGGAUUGCCAACAUGAGUUCCACCUGCUGACCACGAAAAGCAUCAUGGUUGCCGAAGUCCUAGCGGAGGAGAAGAUGGAACAAGCUCUACUUGCUGAUCGGAGUGUUCAACAUCAUGAAUUGUUGUUCUUGGACAACGAGGCAAGGACAGUGUGGCGCACGACAAACAUUUGAUUUAUCACUACGAUGAAGAUCACCGCGGGAAAGAACAUACAACUAGUCUACUACAACGUACUUAAUACCACGUGGAAAUGGAAUAUUGGAUUUCGAACGAGUACCAUCUCCAUUUGCUACUUGUGCUAGUCGUAGCAAGGUUACGCAGGAGAACGAGAAGAAAAUCGGCUCAAUGCUAGACUGGAAACCGAAACAAGGGGACCAACAUCUAGGGAUGAUAGCAGUACUUUAUUUGGACAAGAAGAAGGAGAUUAGCUGAGUUUGGCUGUCGCGGCAGCUGGCUGCUCAUGAGUAUGCACGAGCGUGAAAACUGGUACUCUUCCGUCGAAGAGUCAAGAACACCAAGCCCUCGCAGGCUGGCGGUGCGAACUUCUGAGGAGUGGUCACGACGCUGGUGCGGAUUUAUUCAUCUUGAUGUGAAUAAAUGGGUCUCAAGAAAAGUAAAUGAACCUAAAAUGUAAAGAUCUAGAAGAAGUGUUGAUGUGGAUAUUGUUAUUGAAACCAAGAUGCUUCACUACAUUCAGACAUUGAAAGUACACAACGAUUCAGAUAUUGAAACCAAACAUGCGCCAAGAACGAUCGGCCCCAUUCUACUCUAAGGACAUCAAAUAUGAAAGUCGCAGCCCGCUCCUGUCGCAUCUCUCCCCCCAUUGAGUUCUUGUUAUUGUGGAAUGAAUAUGAAAAUGAAGUGAAGAAGGGAAUUAUACAGAUAUUAUCACACAGAGGAGGAGGACAUCACGAUCACAUACGCACUUCCUUCUACUUAUAAAUAAUAAAGGUGACGACGAUCCUUGUUGAUGUCAUAAUCGUUGUCUCUCGCAGCUCUUCUCCAUUAUGAUAAUAGUUAGUACCCACAGGCACAAUCAUAUUUUGAUAGUACCCACAGUCAUUGUAACAAACAGAUUGGCAGAACAAGAACCUACUGAAGAUCGUGUUCCGGUAGAAGAUGAUAUUGGAAUUACCAACAUCUCAAGAUUUCAAGAGAACAUCCACAAGAGAAUUUGAUGGCUCACAACAAGAAAACGU
Messenger RNA from Amoebophrya sp. A25, 2212 nucleotides. NCBI's taxonomy places the organism in Eukaryota, Dinophyceae, Syndiniales, Amoebophryaceae. The record is from the annotation of a GenBank genome assembly.